AUGAGCACUUCCACCGGGACGGUUCAAGACCUAAACGUAUACAGUGCCCUGCAGCACUUGGACUCCCUGCUACGGCACCACGACCAUCCUCACCAGCGGCCACAGUCCCCUCUCAGCUAUUUCCGUCGCAUCGGCAUGCCGGAAAACGCCCGCCUUACCUACCGCCCGCAGCCACGCGUGUUCUCCAAUAACUAUGCAGACGAAAGCUUCUCCUACUUCGUCGGGGACGUCCGCUCUGGCUCCAUGGGCAAUCCAGACAUCAUACAACCAAUUAACGGAGAUCCAGACAUCUUGGAACCGCUUCAACGACAUUGCAACCAGUUCAGAACCGACGGCACCCACUUCCUCACACAUCUGGACGUCGUGGCCUCUUUGCCGAACUCGGUCUUGCCUGACGAUGUACAGAAAAGCGUGAGCGUCUUAGAUAUGGUCUCCUUCUACCGGUAUCGGGCUAAUCACUUUGCUGAAAGGGAAACGACUAUCCCCUUGCGACUCCGGAAUUGCUGUCGCUUUGCCUUUGUGCAGCGUCUAGCUUUCUACCAGUGUCGCCGUCGAGGGCUGUCGUUCCAACACACGACUGAGAAAAUCGAGGCAGCGAGAGCCCAGUUCGACGCUCCGGCAGGCUGGAACGUGAAGGAGGUGCUCACUACAAUAUUGGCUGACAUCCAAAUAGAACUCAAUGCUGUCGUGGCCCGCUUCAACGAAGCCGUCCAACUUGAGUCCGUCGGCGGCCACAUCCCGGUCACCACCGUCACAACGGCCCUACCCGCCACCUACCCAUCCACCGACUGCAUCGUCUGCCGCUUCCCCCUCUCCGCUCCAGCCGUCCUUACCAUCCCCUGCAAACACGCCUACUGCUCCGAGUGCCUCGAAUCAUGGAUCCACUCCUGCCAGCCGAACUCACAUACCUGUCCCUACUGCCGCACGGAGCUGUUUCCGCGCCCGAUUUAUCGGCGCACGGUGCAGUCGGUGAAUUAUCAAGAUGAGAUUCGCAGGCUGGAAUAUCAUGCGGAAACAGCGCGUAAUACGAUGAGCAGUGUGGAGUGGUUUGAGGAGGAGGUGGAGCUGCAGAGGCAAUGGAGCUUGGCGGUCGAGGAGGCGGGAAAUGCUGGGAAUGUUUAG
This is a messenger RNA of Trematosphaeria pertusa, 1122 nucleotides long. RefSeq lists its product as uncharacterized. Lineage: Eukaryota; Fungi; Ascomycota; Dothideomycetes; Pleosporales; Trematosphaeriaceae. The coding region runs from base 1 to 1122 and encodes 373 amino acids. The record is from RefSeq and is a predicted model, not a curated record. Gene Ontology annotation, molecular function: metal ion binding. The transcript has a single exon.